UUUAAUAUUACAAAAUCGAGGAUUAUUUGAUUGCAAAUUCAAUUCAAGAAGAUCAGCUAAUACAAAUACAAUUAGAACGACCAAAAUACAAAACAGAAAGCGCGCAGCUAGUCGCAAACAAUAACAACAAUCACAGCAAUGAGCGAAACAAGUGAAAUAGCACGAUUACGCGAAUUUCUAACCGAAUUAAUACCCAAUGAAGAUCAGUUUCAGCGCUUAUAUCGAAACUUUUGUGAACAGAUACGCAAAGGUCUGGGCGCUAAUACAAACAAAGAAGCGAGCACAAAAUGCUACCUGACAUACGUACAGGAUUUUCCCACAGGCAAUGAAACUGGUAAAUUUUUAGCACUUGAUUUAGGUGGAUCCAAUUUUCGCGUGCUACUCAUUUCCUUGAGAAGCAAUCAUGAUGCCGAACAAACAUCAAAGAUAUACCAAUUGACAGAGAAAGAAUUACUCGGAAAGGGUAGCGAACUAUUUGAUUACAUCGCCAAGUGUUUGCAUGAAUUCGUUUGUGAGAAUAAAUUGGAAGCGGAAAACCUGCCACUGGGCUUCACCUUUUCUUUCCCAUGUGUACAGAUUGGUUUGUCUAAGGCCACACUGGUACGUUGGACAAAAGGCUUCAAUUGCGCUGACACAGUGGGCGAAGAUGUGGGCACAAUGUUGAAGGUGGCUAUCGCAAGACGACAAGGUCUGAAAAUCGAUAUGGUCGCCAUAUUGAAUGACACCACCGGCACGCUCAUGUCCUGCGCUUAUAAAAAUCCAGAAUGUAAUAUAGGAUUGAUUGUUGGUACAGGUUGUAAUGCCUGCUAUACGGAAAGAGUUGAAAAUUGUGAGCGUUUGGAUGCGAAAUACAAGAAUAAACCAAAAAUUAUAAUUAAUGUGGAGUGGGGCGCUUUCGGCGAGAAAGGGGGUGUCGAUCAUUUACAUACCGAAUACGAUAAAAUUAUUGAUAAAAAUUCGCUCAAUCCUGGUGCACAAAUUUACGAAAAAAUGGUGGCAGGUAUGUAUCUUGGAGAGCUGGUGCGCUUGAUAAUGCUGCGCGCCGUCAACGAGAACCUCGUUUUCGCACAGUGUAAACUUCGCAAACACAUCACUGACAUUUUAACCAAAAAACCUAAUUGUAUCGAAACGAAAGUGCUGUCUGAAAUCGCCAACGACAAAGGCGACGACUGGCCACUUGUGAAAGAGUAUUUAAAGAAAAUUUUCAAUUUGAACGAUCCUGAUAUCGAUGACUGUAUGAAAUUUAAAUAUGUAUGUGAUGUUGUGGCGAAACGUGCAGGCAAUAUGCUGGGCGUAACUCUGAGCGCAUUGGCGAACAAAGUGGGUGAAAAGUUUACCAUCAUAGGGGUAGAUGGCACCGUUUAUCGUUGUCAUCCGAACUUCGAUGGGUAUAUGCGCGAAACAUUGGAUCAAUUUAUCGAGAAGGGUAUUAGGUAUGACAUUAUGCUGUCAGAGGACGGUUCAGGACGUGGUGCCGCUUUAGUGGCAGCAGUCGUUCAGAGAGAGAAUGCUUAAAAAAUAAUAUUAAAUUUAAGUUGCACUCAUAGCUGAAAAGUUUCGAUUGCUGAUGCAGAAGGCGGAACGUUUAACAUUUCGAGGCUUUAUAAUUCGCCGAGAGAGGAACAGAG
This is a messenger RNA of Anastrepha obliqua, 1628 nucleotides long. RefSeq names its product hexokinase type 2-like. Lineage: Eukaryota; Metazoa; Arthropoda; Insecta; Diptera; Tephritidae. Gene Ontology annotation, molecular function: glucokinase activity; D-glucose binding; fructokinase activity. Gene Ontology annotation, biological process: glycolytic process; intracellular glucose homeostasis; glucose 6-phosphate metabolic process. Bases 139 to 1515 code for a protein of 458 amino acids. The transcript has 2 exons. The record is from RefSeq and is a predicted model, not a curated record. Gene Ontology annotation, cellular component: mitochondrion; cytosol.